Messenger RNA from Melanotaenia boesemani (Boeseman's rainbowfish), 3096 nucleotides. RefSeq names its product GTP binding protein 1 (gene gtpbp1). The record is from RefSeq and is a predicted model, not a curated record. Gene Ontology annotation, molecular function: GTP binding; GTPase activity; translation elongation factor activity. The transcript has 14 exons. Bases 238 to 2286 code for a protein of 682 amino acids. Gene Ontology annotation, biological process: translational elongation. NCBI's taxonomy places the organism in Eukaryota, Metazoa, Chordata, Actinopteri, Atheriniformes, Melanotaeniidae.
UAUUGAUGAGGUGGUGGCAGUUCUUUGAUUAAAUGGCUUGAAUGCAAAGUACCGGCUUUAAAAGAGGUCGUUUUUAUUGUAAUAUUGGUGAAUGUGAAGGCUAGAGCGCUAACUACUUUAUCCCCAUGUGUAGCUAAUGCUAGUAAACAAACGUUAGCUUGCAGAGCUUGCGGUUAGUGUGUGCCAUCACAACAAUUGCAUUGCCUGAAAUUAUAGUAUUGCAAAGUUGGCGUAGAAAUGGCAUCGAUAGCAGCGGCGCACGAGCCAGGCAUAACAUCCGGCUCCGUUCCGCUGUCUGAUGCUUUGGUCCCUGCGAGCAUAUUCGCUCCAGACCGAGGAGGAUGUGGCGACGAUCCCGGGGAUGAGUGCUUCGAGGAUGGGGACAUGGCCAAUGGUGAGCCUGAGGAUCGUGGGAUUGACUGCAGCAGCAAGCUUGCACUUGUUAGCCCAAAUGGAGAGCAGUAUGACUCGUUACUCCGGCAGCUUCAGGACAGAAUGGAGGAGGGCUGUGGAGAGACCAUCUAUGUGCUUGGGGUGGGCUCUGAUGGUGGUGACUGGGGUCUGGAUGAGAAAGAUAUGGAGGCCUCGGUAGCCACGGUGCAUUCUCUGUGUGAGCAGCUGGACGCUGAUCUUAUCCCUCUAAGAGAGCGCAAUGAGGCUGCUGGGUUGGUGCGUGACUAUUUGAUUCGGAGGCGUGUGGGUGAGCUAGACUUCCUGGAGGUCAGGGUUGCAGUGGUGGGGAAUGUGGAUGCCGGUAAGAGCACCCUGCUGGGAGUGUUGACGCAUGGCGAGCUGGACAAUGGCAGGGGCUUUGCCCGCCAGAAACUUUUCAGACACAAGCAUGAGAUGGAGAGUGGCAGGACCAGCAGCGUGGGCAAUGACAUCCUGGGGUUUGACCAGGAAGGGCAGGUGGUCAACAAACCAGACAGUCAUGGAGGAAGCCUGGACUGGACCAAAAUCUGUGAGAAGUCCUCAAAAGUCAUUACCUUUAUAGACUUGGCCGGCCAUGAGAAAUACCUUAAGACCACUGUGUUUGGGAUGACGGGACACCUUCCAGAUUUCUGCAUGCUCAUGGUUGGCAGUAAUGCAGGUAUUGUGGGAAUGACCAAAGAGCAUUUGGGUCUUGCUUUAGCUCUGAAUGUGCCCGUAUUUGUAGUAGUAACCAAGAUAGACAUGUGUCCAGCCAACAUCUUACAAGAGACUUUGAAGCUGCUCCAGAGGCUACUAAAGUCUCCCGGCUGCAGAAAGAUUCCUGUCCUGGUGCAGAACAAGGAUGAUGUCAUAGUUGCAGCUUCAAACUUCAGUUCAGAGAGGAUGUGCCCCAUCUUUCAGAUCUCCAAUGUGACCGGAGAGAACAUGGACUUGCUAAAAAUGUUUCUCAACCUGCUCUCCUCCAGGACAUCCUACAGGGACGAUCAGCCUGCUGAGUUUCAGAUAGAUGACACCUACUCUGUACCGGGAGUGGGAACUGUGGUAUCAGGAACUACUUUGCGUGGACUCAUACGGUUGAAUGAUACCAUGCUUCUGGGCCCAGAUCCUCUCGGGAGCUUCAUCCCCAUCGCUGUUAAAUCAAUCCACCGCAAGAGAAUGCCUGUGAAGGAGGUUCGAGGUGGCCAGACUGCCUCUUUUGCUCUCAAAAAGAUCAAGCGCUCCUCCAUCAGGAAAGGCAUGGUGAUGGUGUCCCCGAGGUUGAGUCCCCAGGCAACUUGGGAGUUUGAGGCUGAGAUCCUCGUGUUGCAUCAUCCUACGACGAUAUCCCCCAGAUACCAGGCCAUGGUCCACUGCGGCAGUAUAAGGCAGACAGCCACCAUCUUGUCCAUGAACAGAGACUGCUUACGGACAGGGGACAAGGCUUCGGUUCACUUCCGCUUCAUCAAAACACCUGAAUAUCUGCACUGCGACCAGCGGCUGGUGUUCAGGGAGGGGCGCACCAAGGCUGUGGGAACCAUCACUAAGUUGCUGCAGUCCACCAAUAAUAUGCCGUCAAACUCCAAACCUCCACAAAUCAAAAUGCAGUCCACAAAAAAGACGCCUCUCCGAAAAGAGGACGGUACCAUGGCAACUGGUGACGAUGCAGCAACAAUAGCACAGCCAACAGGCCCAAACACAUCGCAACUGGGAGAGGGAGAUGAUGACCCUCAAAUAAAGGAGGGCAACAAAGAGAACAAGCCAAAGUCUGGAGGUGGUGGAAGGAGACGAGGUGGACAGAGGCACAAAGGAAAAGGCCAGAACAGCAGCACUAACUCGACAGCACCGCCUUCCUCAUCGGGGUUAGGAAACUGCUGAGUUGCUGUUGUCUUCUUGCAAAUCUCCCACUCUUUCAUUCCACACAUCAUGAAGGAUAGAGAUGUUUGGAGCAAGAUAAUCUUACUCCUUUGCCUUUUUUACACCAGGUCAUUUAUUUAUUUUUUGUGAACGAGGUAAACCUCAAACCAAAAGCAUACACCUUGUCUGCAUUUAAUGUCAGCUGCCUUUACUAUGUGGAAUUAUUUUGGAUGAGGUUGAAACAGUCCUAUGGUAGGAGAGAGGGAGGCUAAACAUAAAAAAAGGGUCUAGUACCAAUAUGAGCAGCUAUAUGUUAAACUCCCUCAUGCAUUCCAUGUAUCUGCAUCAAUUAAAACAAUUCUAUUUAUACUGAAAAUGUACAUUAGCUGUUAGCUGUAUGGAUUGGAAAGAUGACGCUGUACGAAAUGUAUGCAAAUCACAAAUGAAUGUAGCAGAGGGCACAAAGUGAUUUAAACUAAGAUAUAUGGAAAGUAUUAGCUGUGGCAUUUACUAAUGAUCAGUAAUUUAUUUGGCACAUGCAGAAUGUUUACUCGUGGAUGAUUGAACUCUUUUGACCAUAUCUCACCUUCGCUCUUAGACUCAGUAGUAUCCGUCAUGCUUCCAUUAUCAGUUCAUGUACACUCCUUACAACAAUAGUGUUUGUACAAAUACAGAUUAUUUCUCACUUAAUGCUAAUGAUUAUAAUGAAAUACUUGCUACUCUAGUACCCCAAGCAGUCAAGCAUUAUGGCCUGUUGUUGUUUACAUGUUGUGACAUUUUAAAAACACACUGCUGCAAAACUAGGACUAUGAAUAAACACAGUUUACUGAA